Ictalurus punctatus (channel catfish) is the source of this 1681-nucleotide messenger RNA. It is a transcript of the gene cplx4a, whose product is annotated as complexin 4a. Gene Ontology annotation, molecular function: syntaxin binding. Lineage: Eukaryota; Metazoa; Chordata; Actinopteri; Siluriformes; Ictaluridae. Gene Ontology annotation, biological process: synaptic vesicle exocytosis; regulation of neurotransmitter secretion; neurotransmitter transport. The transcript has 3 exons. The coding region runs from base 711 to 1190 and encodes 159 amino acids. The record is from RefSeq and is a predicted model, not a curated record. Gene Ontology annotation, cellular component: terminal bouton; SNARE complex.
UUUGCUGUUUGUCACGGUAUCUGAUAUUAUCUGAUAUCCGAUCCAAUUUUCUUACUGAGUAUCAGUUCGGUGGCAUCUCUACUAUUUAUAUCUGAUGUACAGUACAGUGUACUGUAAACUCCUGGCUUUGAGGUUAUGAGUAAUGACCUAGCAUGAUAUCCUCUAUUUUGUUGCAAGGACUGUUGGAGAUUUUAAUCUGAAUAAAAAUGUUCAGGUGGUUCCUGUUACAGGUGCCUUAUCCUGAUUUCUCUGCCACGUUUCAGGAACUAGGUGAAAGAUCUUUGAGCUCUGGAGCUGAUCUACAUCAUGUUUCCUAUUCAUUAUGUAAUCUGAUUAGCAGGCAGUCUUAUUCAUGAGAGCCAAAGUAAUGAACCAGAAGAAAAAAAUAUAGUCCAAUCCUCAAAAUUUAAAGUUGUCUUUUUUUGUUUUGUAUGUGUGACAUGUCUGUGUGCUUUACUGCUGUUGAAGAGGAAAGACCCAUGACCAUCUGCCAAAGUAGAGCCGUAGUUUAAUCCAGAUUACAGCCUCUCUCUCUCUCUCUCUCUCUCUCUCUCUCUCUCUCUCUCUCUCUCUCUCUCUCUCUCUCUCUCACUCAUUCCUCACCACUGUCCUUGACAGAAGCUGUUGGGUUAAACAAAGCUCUAAACUCUGCUGGAUUGCAGACCUUUCACCAAAAAACAAGGACCUAACACACUCAGACAGAGAGGAAAAUGGCGUUUCUCAUUAAGAGCAUGGUGGGGAACCCGCUGAAAGGGAUGGGACUUGGAGGAGGAGAAGAGAAAUCCGAAGCAGAAACUCCAAAGGACCCGGCGGCGGCGGCCGGGAUGACCCGAGAGGAAUAUGAGGAGUAUCAGAAACAACUGGUGGAGGAGAAAAUGGAGAGAGAUGCUGAUUUCCUACACAGGAAGGCAGAGAGGGCAAAUCUCAGGGUAUGUCUUCGGGAGAAAUACAGACUGCCAAAGAGCGAGCAGGACGAGAACAUGAUCCAGAUCGCCGGCGAUGACGUGGACGUGCCCGAGGAGCUUCUGAAGAUGGUUGACGAGGACGCGACGGAGGAGGAGGAGAAAGAUUCCAUCCUAGGCCAGAUACAGAACCUGCAGAACAUGGACAUGGAGCAGAUGAAGGAGAAAGCCACAGCCACGUUUAACGAGAUAAAGGGCAAGGCCGAGGAGAAGUGCUGCGUCAUGUAACCAUCCUGACAAGAUGCAACACAUGGUGACGAGAGAGAGAGAGAGAGAGAGAGAGAGAGAGAGAGAGAGAGAGAGAGAGAGAGAGAGAGAGAGAGAUGAAGAAUUACUGUGUUUUACGUUAUGUAAAAGCAUCUGUUUGAAUUGAUGAACUUGAACAUGAGCAGAUGAGAUGAAUCAGUUGUUUAGAAAAAGAGUACGAGCGGAAAUUAAUUCAUUUAUACUUGAUCUAUUAUUUCAACAACAACAUAAACUGCACUUGAAACUAUUCUUAGUAUUAUUACAGAGUCACUUCACUACUUUAUUCAGUAUUUUCAGCAAGGCUGUUUGUGAUUGUGUUAGUGAAUCUGUUUCUGUGAGUGCUUAUGAGAGAGUUUGAACGCUUUAUUGAAAAGUAAUCAAAGGUUAUAUAUUGGUGUUUGGAUUUUUUAAAUGUAACUGCAUGCUAAUUAAACUGGAAGCUACUGUUCUAUACUCACUGUAUAAAAAGAAGA